AUGAGAAGAGUCUAAUCAGCAGCACCUAAUCUUGAUUUUACCAUGGAAGACAUGUUUAAAAUAGCAACUAAACAGACAUCUGCCUUUGGAAUUGAAGGAUAUGAAGUGACAAAAAAGUAUGCAGACCCUCUUAAAUAAAUGGAAGAUCGUAAGUUUGCUACUCAAAAGAAAGGUUAAAAAAACUUAGGAUAUGUUACAAGACGAGGACAUUAUUUGGAGGAUCAAAAACGCAUUUAUGAAAAACUUCCUGCUCCAAACAAAUACGAUAUUGUUAAACCUUGGGUAAUUCCACUCUAAAUUGCAAGAUCUAAAUCUGCUCCUCCAAAAAGAUCGACGUUUAUUGAUUAAAUCUUUAAAGAAGCCAAGUUAAGAGCCGUGCCAGGUUCAGGAAAAUAUAACAUAGUCCCACCAUUGGAGGAAGUGUUGAAAUAGGUAGAAGAAUAGAAGAAAAAGAAAAUAGAGGCUGUUGAAAGACCUACCUAUUUGAAUGAGAUCUAACAUCUAGCAGUCAUUAAUCCAGGACCAGGAAAUUAUAAUCCAAGGCCGAUUUCAAAAAAAUUAAAAAUCAAUCAAACUAAACCGGCUGAUUUUAUUGCCAAAGACAAAGAACUUGCUAAGAAAAGAGGCAAGUCUGCUCUUCCUGAUAUUGGGACUUAUCAUCCUGAACCAGUCUAAUUCACUACUUUCAAUAAAUUAUUAGAUUUAACAAAGCGAAAGGAUAAAUUAGAUAGGAAUACUUUUGGAAAGGAUGUUAGAUUCAAAGACCCAAAGAAAAGUAAAUCCAAAUAAAUACUAUUACCUGGACCAGGGCAAUAUCCGAUGGUUGUGCAAUGGGCUGGAAAAGAAUAGGAUAAAAAUAAAACCAAAUAAAAAACAUAUUUGCAGGCAAUCUCAAAAGGGUGUGAACGUUCCAUUUAUUAUUGA
Molecule: messenger RNA, 924 nt
Organism: Paramecium tetraurelia
Lineage: Eukaryota; Ciliophora; Oligohymenophorea; Peniculida; Parameciidae
Exons: 7
Source: RefSeq, a predicted model, not a curated record